This is a messenger RNA of Strongylus vulgaris, 350 nucleotides long. NCBI's taxonomy places the organism in Eukaryota, Metazoa, Nematoda, Chromadorea, Rhabditida, Strongylidae. The record is from the annotation of a GenBank genome assembly.
AUGAAUCGUACAUUGCUGCAAGGAGUUCGUGUAAUCGAAUUAGCUGGUCUUGCUCCAGUCCCACACUGUGGAAUGGUUCUUGCUGAUUUUGGGGCGAAUGUGACUCUUAUCGAAAAGCCUGAACAAGAUGGAAUGGGAAUGGAGCAACGUCUAGCAAAUCGAAAAAAUAUCCAAGGUUUGGAUUUGAAGAAGCCAGAAGAUCGAGCAAAGCUGAAGCAGCUAUGCAAAGAAAGCGAUGUGCUUCUUGAUCCAUAUCGACCAGGAGUUUUGGAAAAAAUGGGAUUAGAUCCCCUUGAUCUCUUAGAAGUAUGUUAUUUGGAAAUUCAAUCUCUUUGGAAAGACGUGUAAGA